This is a messenger RNA of Homalodisca vitripennis (glassy-winged sharpshooter), 1627 nucleotides long. Its product is annotated as KRAB-A domain-containing protein 2-like. The record is from RefSeq and is a predicted model, not a curated record. Gene Ontology annotation, molecular function: nucleic acid binding. The transcript has a single exon. Gene Ontology annotation, biological process: DNA integration. Lineage: Eukaryota; Metazoa; Arthropoda; Insecta; Hemiptera; Cicadellidae. Bases 455 to 1627 code for a protein of 390 amino acids.
UAGGACAAACUAGUUUGGACUAGGAUGUUCUAGUUUUUCCUGACCACACUAGGAUAAACUAGUUUGGCCUUAUUGAUUACAGGCUGAACUGGUUUGGCCUAAUAGCGUUAGGAUAAACUAGUUCAGCCUGGUAGAAUUGUUAGGCCGAACUAGUUUGGCCUGGUAGCGAACGGAUAAACUAAUGUGGCCGGGUUCAAGGUCAGGCCAAACCCAAGCAGCCGGGUGGUGGGGGUUGCAAGUCUCGACGUGCUCGUCGCAUUACAUUGUUUGCUCCUACCGCUCACUCUCUCAGUCAGUAUCCGCUGUGCGUGGAGUGCGAAUAUGAGUGCGUCUUAGUUGUUAUUUGGUUGUUCGUUGUGCUUUACACCGUGCUUUGGAGUGUGUCGUGUGGGAGUAUUAGUGUUAGUGAGCUAAGAGAGUGGUACAAGUAACGUAUACUUUAGUAGGUGGGACUAUGGAGGAAGAUUCUGUUAGUGGUGGGCAUAGCCAGAAAGAAUGGAGAGAAAGAUUCAUGACUACAGUUUUACAAAGUGAAAACGAGAAAUCAACACAUUUCAACGUAUUGACAAAAGAUAAGUACCAACAACUUAUAAAUGAAGUCGAAACUGCUGCAAACACAGAUAAGAAGACCCCGUUGCAGCAGAGACGCCUGAAACGAUUUGGUGUAAUUGACAUCGGAGGAGUAAAAAAAUUGGUGGCAGCCGGCGAGAGAAACCAAGACAUCAAGUACUAUUUGACGGUAGAUGAACUGUACGAUGUUAUCGAUGCUGCUCACGGGGCAGUUGGUCACGGUGGCCGUGAUAGAAUGCUUGCCGAAACGUCAAAGAAAUAUGCCAAUAUUACGAAGGAAGAAAUACAGCUUUAUCUGUCAAUGUGCCAAGUAUGUCACAUGAAAAAAAACAAAAAGAAACGAGGUCUGGUCUCAAAACCAAUUUUACAUUCGGAAAUGAAUAGUAGGUGCCAAGUUGAUCUUAUCGAUUUUCAGACUCAACCAGAUAACCAAUUUAAGUUUAUAAUGGUUUACCAAGAUCAUUUAACAAAAUUUGUUUUGCUUCGUCCAUUGCAAAGCAAAAGAGCUGAGGAAGUUGCCUACCAACUGAAUGAUAUCUUUUUAACUUUAGGAGCCCCGUGUAUUCUACAGUCUGAUAAUGGAAGAGAAUUUGUUAAUAAAGUUAUUUCUGAAGUAACACAGUUGUGGCCAGAGUUGAAAAUUGUGCAUGGUAAACCUCGGCACAGCCAAAGUCAGGGCUCAGUUGAAAGAGCCAAUCAAGACAUCGAAAACAUGCUCGCAUCUUGGAUGGCUGAUAACAAGACAACAAAGUGGUCUGAGGGGUUACGGUAUGUACAAUUCAUGAAGAACAGAGCUUUACAUUCUGGUAUUAAGCAAUCUCCUUAUAAAGCUAUGUUCGGCAUGGAUCCUAGAGUCGGACUUUCUACUUCAUCUCUGCCCUCUGAAAUUUUCAAAGAUAUAAACGAUGAGGAAGAUCUUAAAAAGGUUAUAAACAAUAACCUAACACCUGCAAGUGAAACAGCUGACGAUAUCUUAAUGGAAGAAGAUGAAAAUAUGGUUCAGACCCAUACCUCAACUGAAAAUAAAAUAAAAAAUUCAAGAAAAAACCGCUGCUGA